GCUAAAGUAAUUCGUCUAAGGAUAAACAGCAUUAAAGUGAUAACUUGGAGUUCAAACGGUGAGUAAGCCGGUGCUGCUCUGUUCGUAUCUAAAAGGGCAACACGUUGCAUGUUGAUUUCUGCAGCAUUUGGAAACAAUACUAGGGUAGUGUAACCCAGACGCUCAACGUUCAUACUCGGAGUUUCCCACACGGACUGUAUUUUGUCUCAUAUCUGAACAGGAGCGAGUAUACUACUAUACGUUCCCUAAUAUCCGACGGCAAUACAUUAAAUCGGUUCUGUUCGCAACUGGAUGUGAGUAGAAACUAUUUAAGAGCACUGGGCCGGAUCUUGGGAACGUAUUCAUGCUCUAUUGUCCAAGUUGAGAGCCUAAACAGGGCGACUUAUGAUCUCAGCAACAUGGUGGAGAACAACACCGACGCAUUCGUAGGAUCUAGUGAGGAGGAGACCUCGAACCAAUCGCCUUUAUACCAAGUCAUGGGUAUUUUGAGUAUUGUCGUCUGUUGCAUCAUCGUGCUCACUGGUGUGCUGGGAAAUCUACUCGUUAUCAUUGCUGUGUUUAUAAACAAACAGAUGGGAAAUACGCCAAACAUUCUGAUCGCAAGUCUUGCGGUGGCGGAUUUGUCGUUCAUCGUUCUGUGUGUGCCUUUCGCUACCUAUGCUGCGCUUCGGGCGAAAUGGCCUGUUGGACAAGCGAGUUGCAAGGUUCUAAGUUACGCGACAUUUGCGACUUCUUGUAUCAGUAUAUUCACAUUGAUUCUGAUGUCUCUGGACCGUUACCUAGCAAUCGUUCACCCCGCAUCAAGAAACAUUCGAACUAAGCGCAACGCGUACAUCGGUAUCGCAACGACCUGGGUAGCUGGACUAUCAGCAAACAUCCCAGUGUAUUUCACAUUCAGAGUCGAGGAGUAUGCGGUUAACGAAGAGCAAAGAUCUCGCUGCUCCCCCACUUCGUGGCCAAAUGCACUGUUCACAACUUUCUUCGUAACUGGUUACAUCAUUCCGUUGUCAAUCAUCAUCAUUCUGAACGGACUGACAGUGAAACAUAUGUUGUGUGACGUCAAUAUUAUCGUCAGCCAAUCAGAAGAAAGCAUGCGAUGCCGCCGCCGAGCAAGUAAAAUGGUUGUUGUUGUCGUGGCCGUAUUUGCUAUCUGCUGGCUUCCUAACCAUAUCCGCCUCAUGUACAUUUCGUACAGAGCCGAUCCGAAAACCACAGAAUUCUAUAUUUUAGCGACUAUCUCGCAGAUUCUUUGCUAUUCUAACAGCUGCGUCAAUCCAAUCAUUUACAGUUUCAUGUCGGAAAAUUUUAGGAAGGAAUUCCGUAAACAUCUGUGUUGUGAACACACGGGUGUGUAGAACUACAAUACAGUUCCUUGGAGAUUCUAAUGAAGGGAUUACUCUCUUCUGUAGUGUUUUUCAAAUUGUUCCGGCCAAAGGUACUCAGUUGAAGUCAGGAAUGUGACCAGAUCACAUUUACCAAAAGUCAGUGGUGUUGCACAACACUAGAUCCUUCAGGUAGGCCUAACCAAUGCUCUUUCACGGUGUCAACUAAAACUGGUCAACUAUGACACCGGCUGCACAGGGCAGCGAAACACUACUAUUUGAGUGACAAGUUGUCAGCCAAGGAACUUCGGUUAGAUCUGUUAGAAAAACACUAUAAAUUCUCUUCAGACUAAUUAAAAGGAGAUAAUGAGGAUCAUCUUGAAGCAAAAAACCUAUAACGUGUUCAUUUUGCUUGUAAUAUCGACUCUCUCUCAGCAAAAAUCCUCCUGAAUGCCAGAAAAACCUUUACAGUUCGACGCAGUAAAAAGACAUUUGUUUGCAUCGUAGCAUCAGAGUGCUGAGUCAUAACGCGGCCAAGUCUCUGGAAAAUUCUCUGCAAAAGUCUAAUCAAAAACCAGUGUUACCGAUGUAUAGAAAGCAGUUUUCGGCAUCAUCCAGCACCAUCCAUUAGGUAGAUGCUCUAAAGAUACAUUAAAAGAAUUUAAAAGUAAAAUUGUGUCAAAACUCCCACAGACAAACGCCCCCUGAUUUCCGGUUUGGGUGUGUUACCUAUUUGAAGUUUGUUGCCGCAUCGCUUUCUUCAGUUGGUGUCACGUGACACCGGAAUUGAUCAUGUGACGAACAAGGAAACGGAAGAUCAUUAGAUGGGUGUCACGUGACUCGAGCUCGCGACUUCCAUAUUGGUGAUUUUUUGGCGCCAGUGACUUUUAAACAUUUCGUUGUGUCAACUGUUACUGAUGUACUUUGUUUAAAAUCUUGUCCCAAGGCAAACUCAAUUAAAUACUCCUUAUUCAAAUCUACUAUAUGUAAAGAAAUGUAUACGGAUAUGAAUUGCUAUCGGACAUUUCUGUGAUUCUGAAGAAAAAAACGCCUUCAAGCCUGCAGUGUUAGAAUCUCUCUCAUGGUUUUCUGAUGGAUAUUUCGAAGCUAUGAGAUAUGCUUGAUAUCGCUUACAUAUGAUUCUGAGAAUAAAUUCAUCAAAUUCCAAACGGAUGGAAAGUCACAGAAUAUUUUGUAUCACAACGAGUUACGUGUGGUAGAACUGUUCCGCCUUUUGGUGUCAUGAAUACCUCAGUAGCUUCACCAAUAAAUGAAUGUUUGUUAUAAGCAAAUCUACGGACUACUAUUCCGUUAUAAGGUCGCUGACAGUACGUAGAAACAAAGAUGGAUCAGAUCUACAAGAGCAUACACCAUUUGAAUUGGUAUAUUGUAUCGCCAAAACAUGAGGUCACAAUGAUCAAUCCCCUAAUGUUUCAUUACAACAGCCCGAAUAGAAAUUCAUUACUUUAAAUCCAAAUUAGUUUAAAUUCAGUCACAACAUAACGGGCGCUUUGUACAUUAGGUUGAUUUACCUUUGUUGUUUUAGGCUGAUUGAGCAUUCUGAAAGCAGUUUCAUGUGGUAGAUGUUAUCAGGUUUUGCCCUGAUAAUCUUUUUAUAAACAGGAGAACAAUUGGAAUUUAAACCUAGGUGAGAGCGGGCUUUGUCUAAAGACAAUAGACCGUGUAUUGG
Lineus longissimus is the source of this 3012-nucleotide messenger RNA. RefSeq names its product allatostatin-A receptor-like. Gene Ontology annotation, cellular component: plasma membrane. The transcript has a single exon. The record is from RefSeq and is a predicted model, not a curated record. Gene Ontology annotation, biological process: G protein-coupled receptor signaling pathway. Lineage: Eukaryota; Metazoa; Nemertea; Pilidiophora; Heteronemertea; Lineidae. Gene Ontology annotation, molecular function: G protein-coupled receptor activity. Bases 399 to 1355 code for a protein of 318 amino acids.